AUGGGAUUUCAUGGUUAUUGUAAUUUUCUUCCUGAGGAAAAGUUGUUGGAAGCUGUACAAGUUCGGCAGUUAAACAUUGUUGUUUCACCACUGACAUUUGUUUUCAUUGAUAUGGUGAAAAACAAGAGAAGUUAUGCCCAGUACCAUUUAGAUUUGGGUCAGUCUGAUUUUAACUUUCAUAGUUGUUCCACAUGUGGUUUUAAGUAUUCUCCUGGGGAUGAAAGUGAUGAGAAGGCUCAUAAGGAAUUUCAUAAGAACUAUACCCAUGGAAUUCGGUUUAAGGGUUGGUCUACUGAAAGGGUUAUUCAGAUGCCUACCAUUGAAGGUGGUCGGAUUGUUAUGGUGUUGGAUAGUGAUUCUACUGCCCAAAAGAAGAAGGUCUUACUGUUCAUUCUAUCCAAUAAGGUAGUUGGAUGCCUAAUUGCCGAACCAAUAGAGAAUGCAUUCAAAGUCAUCUCAAAUUCAGCAGAUAUUGAUGCUAUUAACACAACAGAACAAAGAACCAAACCAACCAUCCUCCAUAUUGGGGAUAUUAGUUUUCAGAGUGAGACAGUGAAAAGAUCUCAUUCUGCUAGUAAUACUAACCUGUUGGAUGGAGACCUUGGUAGCACAGUUGUUUGCGAGGAGGUAGUAGUGCCGGCUGUCUGUGGCAUUAGAGCAAUUUGGUGUCUCCUGUCAACAGAAGUAAAUGAAUAG
Messenger RNA from Humulus lupulus (European hop), 696 nucleotides. RefSeq names its product protein CHROMOSOME TRANSMISSION FIDELITY 7-like. Gene Ontology annotation, biological process: mitotic sister chromatid cohesion. Gene Ontology annotation, cellular component: nucleus; chromatin. NCBI's taxonomy places the organism in Eukaryota, Viridiplantae, Streptophyta, Magnoliopsida, Rosales, Cannabaceae. The transcript is spliced from 5 exons. Gene Ontology annotation, molecular function: protein-lysine-acetyltransferase activity. The record is from RefSeq and is a predicted model, not a curated record. Bases 1 to 696 code for a protein of 231 amino acids.